This is a messenger RNA of Oncorhynchus mykiss (rainbow trout), 4127 nucleotides long. The record is from RefSeq and is a predicted model, not a curated record. NCBI's taxonomy places the organism in Eukaryota, Metazoa, Chordata, Actinopteri, Salmoniformes, Salmonidae.
UUCACGACACACACGCCUCAGCCGUUUAUACAAUUUAGGGAAGUGACGAUGGUUGUCAGGAGCUAACUGCGCCUUUUCAUCCAAAAAGUUCUAAUGAGAAAGAACAUGAAUGGUAUCAUCGGUACGAAUUGAGAACGGAUUGUUAUAAUAGGGCCAACGGUAACGGUGAAUGUUUUUGGACCUCCACACACAAUCGACGAAUAAAUAUAAUUUUUACAGCCAACAAUGAAUGUGCAAUUACCUACAUCUGCAACAUGGCUGCUAGGAGAACGCUAGUGGGAAAAGUUUAGAGUACUGACGUGGGAGAAGUUGUCUAGUAAUCCAGUUCAGUGCAGCAGAUAUUGUUGGAUAAGCAACAUUUUUUCCCCCAUUUUUUUUUCUUCAAUCGCCUCGGAUUGAACAAACGAACGGAACACUGGAUUACGGAGUCGAUGCAGAGGAGUGCAAGACCACUUUCGCAAUAGACUUUACCUUCUAGAUUUGUGGUGCCCUUUUCAUCCAAAAAUAGUGGUCCUCUCGUCCAGUGGUCCAUCUAAAAAAAUGCAUUUCUCCAUUCCCGAAACGGAGGUUCGUUCGGGAGAAAAUGGAUCAACUUAUGUGGCAUUCAACAUCCAUGUGAAUAGUGUUCUGCACUGUCAGGUACGCUAUAGCCAGCUGCUCGGCCUACACCAACAGAUAAAGAAAGAGUAUGGGAACAACGUGGUACCCGCUUUCCCCCCAAAGAAGAUAUUCACGCUGACGCCGGCCGAGGUGGAGCAGAGACGAGAACAGCUGGAGAAAUACAUGCAAGCUGUGCGACAGGACCCCAUGCUCGGAGCCAGUGAGAUGUUCAACAGCUUUCUAAGGAAAGCCCAGCAGGAGACCCAGCAGAUUCCAACAGAAGAGGUACCCCUGGAGAUCUACCUGUCUAAGAGGCAGAAGGUCACGGUCAACAUCCUGACCUCUGACCAGACAGAGGACGUCCUCGAGGCUGUUGCGUCGAAGCUGGACCUUCCAGAUGACCUUGCUGGUUACUUCAGUCUCUUCCUGGUUCGGGAAGGAGUGGACGGGGGCUUAACGUUUGUGAGGAAGCUGCAGGAUUUUGAGCUGCCGUACGUAUCUGUCACCAGUUUACGGAGCUCGGAGUUCUACAUCGCCCUUCGUAAAAGUUACUGGGACACGGCGUAUGACAGUGAUGUCAUGGACAACAGAGUGGGACUGAACCUACUGUACACUCAGACGGUGUCUGACAUAGAGAGAGGCUGGAUCCUCGUUAACAAGGACCAGCACAGACAGCUGAAAUCACUGCAGGAGAAAGGAUCCAAGAAAGAAUUCAUUAGGCUGUGCCAGACGCUGAAGUACUUCGGCUACAUACAGUUUGACCCGUGUGUGACAGACUUCCCGGAGAAGGGCUGUCACGCGAUCGUCUCCGCUGGCAACAACGAACUCAACUUCCAGGUCAAGCUACCCAAUGAGCAGAUGAAAGAGGGGAGCUUCAAGGUCACGCGCAUGAGGUGCUGGAGGGUCACUUCCUCUCAGGUCCCGGUAGCCAACGGAACAGCCUCCACCUCCCCCUGCUCCUCAGCCAAGUGUGAGGUGAAGUUGGAGCUAGCCUUCGAGUACCUGAUGAGCAAAGACCGUCUCCAGUGGGUCACCAUCACCAGCCCACAGGCAAUCAUGAUGAGCAUCUGUCUGCAGUCGAUGGUUGAUGAGCUGAUGGUCAAGAAAUCAGGAGGCAGCAUCAAGAAGAUGCUGAGGAAACGUCCCAACGGCUCCCUCCACCGUUCUGAAAGUCAGCAAGCUGUGAAAUCACCCCCUCUACUGGACUCCCCUGACCCAGACCGAGAACAGAUAGUCAAACUCUCAACCAAGCUGAGCUCUGUGUCACUCAGAGGGAUCAGCGCCUCCAACUCGGCCAACGACGUCAGCGGCAACGAUUUCCAUGGCAACUACGCCUUUGAGGGGAUCGGGGACGAUGACCUGUAAUAUUCAACCUCCUCCUCCUGACUAACGCGACCCGCAAAGUUUCCAAGCCGAGCUGAGCCAGGCAGAAAUGAGUUUGUCUGGUUUGUGAUUGUAGCCCUUCCCGAGGGUCUGCUACCAACCAUAUCUUCUUGUUUGAUCCUCUUCAUAAAAGGCUGCAUCCCAAACGACACCCUGUUUACUUACACAGUGUGGCACUUUUGAGUCCCUUUUGAGUCCCGUUGGCCAUUUGGGACACAGACAAAGCUUCCAUCUGUCUCAGUGGUUUCCCAACCUUUUUUGAACCGUGGCACACUUUAAUGGGUGAUACAAAUUUAUUCGGCACACGUAGAAACCACAACUCUGCACUAUAAUUUGUAUUCUUUCUUUCUGCUAAAAUAGGUCUUUAAUUGUUAAAGGUUUGAGCUACAGACGAGUGGUUUUCUGCGUUGUAGAAGUGCAAACACAGACACAAGCCAUGCGCCGUAAGAAAUGACUGACUUUGGCUAAGCCUAAUCAGUACAGUGCCUGUACUCAUGGUUUUCACUGCCCAUCCUCUUGUUCAUCAAUCAGCUCAUUGUUUUUUCCCACGUUGUCAAUAAUAUUUAGAAGAAAAAAAAUCUCAAACUUGCAGUCUUAAGCUGAAAGGGGUUUAAACGAGGACAUUUGCAACGUGUUGUUAUUAGCAUAAUAAUGGAUGUUUUCCACUUCUUCACCACGUUCCAGACUUAUAUAACAGUAUUCAUAGAUUUACAUUCUUCUGUAAAAAAAAAAAAUAGAACAUUGCGUAAUUCUAAAAAGGAGGCUCCUUUUCAAUCACAAAGUGUCAUUCUGCGUUUUCUUUCUAGUGUGUUUAUUCUGUCACAUCAGAAAUCCAAGGUAGAAACCAUAACUGAUUUUGUUAAAAGGCUGUCAGAUCUCUCUCUCUCUCUCUCUCUCACUCAGAGCUGUGUCUUCUUCAGCUGGUUCUUUUGCCUUUUGACAACCAAGACGAGACAGAAGUCCGACAGAAAGGCAUUGGCACAGUGCUUAUGAAAGCUGGCUAACCAAAUGAGCCGUCUCUGUUUAGGAGUGUGUAAAAUAAGUUGUGUUAUCCAUUGGAGGUACUGCUUAGUGACAUUACUUAAACACACAAUAUAACUGUUCAAAUUUGCCAAAAAAAAAAAAGUGUUUUUCAGGAUCGUAUUUUGAAAGGGUAUAUUUGUGUUAUUGAUCUCCCCUGUUGGAGUGAAGGUUUGUGGGAAGGUUAGACUACACAGCUUGGGCAUAUUUCUUGUAAGAUUUAUAAUAUAAGGCCUUAAUCUUGCCUGUUGCCAUUGGUCAACUUUACCAACCAUUCUUUCAGUCUUAGCUAAUGGGAGCUCGCCAGAUGGAUUCUUGCCGAAGGAGACGUCGUUUGAUUGGUCGGUCAGUUCGGCUGGCACUUCCCGAACCGAUCAUUUUGCACAGUAUUAUGCCGCGUUCACGUACUAGUGGGAAUUAGAAAACCUCUGAAAUGGCUGACUUGUUUGUAGUUAUACACGCGCUGCGUUCAACCAGUUAGCAAGUCGGACAUGUCAGAGUUGCCUUGUUCUGACCAGCACUUGAAUGUGGCAAUAUAGAUGGACGACAAACAUCAUGGGCUUAGUCUCAAGGGCACCCUAUUCCCUAUAUAGUGCACUACUUUUGACCAGCGGUGUAGGGAAUAGGGUGCCUUUUGGGACCUACUCAUAGAAUAUUUCCAAGGGGGUUUGUGAAACUCCCAUCUGUGAUUUCUUCGGGUUUUUUUUCUUUCCCUUUUUUCGUUUCAGACAUUUUUUUUUUAAGGUGUCUCAUAAAAGCCAAACGUAUAGUUUACUAACGCAUUUUGCACAAAAUAAACAUUAAAAAAACAUGGUAUGAAGUCACUUUGUAUAAGAAAAAAAUCAUUGAACAUUUACUAAUACCUGUAUCAUCCAUAGUUUAUUACAGAGCCAUAUAUUUAGAGACUUAGGCCAAAUACUAUGUUUUAUAUUGUUAUGAUUCUAGACAUUCAGGUACAUAGCAUUGUAUAAAUAUUCCCCAUGUAACGUUAAUGGUUUGCUAACAUGGCUGCUAUAGAAUGUUGCAGUGUCAUGUUAAUGGGGUUCUAACAUGGAUGUUAUAGAAUGUUGUAGUGUCCUGUUAAUGGGGUUCUAACAUGGCUGCUAUAGAAUGUUGUAGUGUCA